This is a messenger RNA of Staurois parvus, 435 nucleotides long. The record is from the annotation of a GenBank genome assembly. NCBI's taxonomy places the organism in Eukaryota, Metazoa, Chordata, Amphibia, Anura, Ranidae.
UCGGUCAUGUGAUCAGCUGUGUCCAAUCACAGCUGAUCACAUAGCACUGAUGAUCAGUGUGCCCUGAUGAUCUGUGUAGCCUCAGCAACUCCACCCGUCAGUGUCCAUCAGUGCCAGCUCUAGGUGCUCAUCCAUGCCACCUGCCAGUGCCCAUCAGUGCCACAUUUCAGUGCCACAUAUCAGUGCCCAUCUGAGCUGCCUUUCAGUGUCACCCAUCAGUGCCAGUCAGUGCCACCUAUCAGUGCUGCCAAUCAGUGCCACCUAUCAGUGCCAGUCAGUGCCGCCUAUCAGUGCCAAAUAUGAGUGCUGCCUUUCAGUACCCAUCAGUGCCACCUACCAGUGCCUCCUCAUCAGUGUCCAUCAGUGCCUAUCACUACAGCCUCAUUAGCGCACAUCAGUGAAGGAGAAAAAUCACUUAUUUACAAAAUUUUAUAA